AUGGCCCCUGAUCCGAGCUCGACUCGGCGGAGGAACCGCGGCUUCCUGGGCUCCGACAGCUCGGCGCUGCCCGCCCAAGACCUCCAGGACCGCCAUCAACUGCGCUACGAACUCGACUUGAACUCAUGGAACCUGCGUAUUUGGGGGGUGGCCGCUUCGGGGUUCCUGACAGAUUCUUAUAACCUCUUCUCUACCAACGUCAUCCUUGCUUCUGUCGCCUUUGUGUACUAUCCCGAUGGCCGCCAAUGGCCCAGUCUCCUCAUCAACCUCUUCACACUUCUCGGAUCCGUCCUCGGACAGCUCCUCUUUGGUUUCCUCGCGGAUUGGUUCGGGCGAACCCGAUUAUACGGCAUUGAGCUUGUGCUCGUCAUCGUGUCGACCAUCGGCGUCGCCACAAGUAGCCAUGGCUACGGAGACUUGGAAUUUCUCGGCUUGUUCAUUUGGUGGCGAUUUGUUAUGGGAGUGGGAAUCGGCGCCGAAUACCCUCUGAGCGCCGUCAUCACCUCCGAAUGGUCCAGCACUCAGUCUAGAGCCACGAUGCUCUCGAGCGUAUUCCUCAUGCAGCCCAUCGGACAGGCCCUUGCCCAGCUGGUGGGCCUCUGGGUCUUGCUUGGCUUCGACAGCACCAAGAAGCUUCAGACGCUGCAUUGCGGUCUGGACGAACUACACGCAGAGGAAUGCAGGAAGGCUGUUGACGGAAUUUGGCGCAUCGUCAUCGGUUCCGGCGCGGUACCUGCUCUUCUGGCCAUCAUCUUCCGCUUCUUUCUGUUCGACUGCGGUCUUUACAGCCUCGAAGUGCGCAACAAGCCGUCUCUCGCUAUCCAAAAUACACAGCGGGUAUAUGGCGCCCCUUCGGGUGGGUUUGCCAACUCGUUUCAGAUGCAGGCCCAGUCCAACGGCGUUCACCCCGAGAUAUCUCCUCGGCCUAUGCCAGUUCAGUUCUCGAAGCUGGACCUAUACAACUACUUCAUACGCGACAGGAACUGGUACUAUCUGCUCGGAACUGCAGCCACAUGGUUCUUCCUUGACGUCAGUUUCUACGGCUUGUCUUUGGACAACCGACGGACCUUGUCGGACAUGUGGGCAACGGCGGACCCCACUCCCAUCGACGACCGGCUCGAGUGUUGGAACUCGACAUUACCAGGUGGCAGGUCCCUGGUUCCGUCUUGGCAAAAGACGGGCCUGCCUAUCUGGCAGACGGAUGCAUUGCACCCGUGCAACACUAUCUAUGACGUUUUGGUCGAGCAGACGAAGCAGUAUCUUCUGACUGUCUCCCUUGCAUCGAUUGCUGGAAGCGUCUGUUUCAUCUUCUUCGCCAACCGCAUUCCCCGCCGACAGUGGCUCACAGCGUCUUUUCUUGUCCUGGCCCUCUUCUUCGUCAUCACCGGCGCCGUGUACUACAAGGUCAAUCGGUCAGCAGCCGCCCCAGCAACCAUUGUCAUGGUGUCGCUGUGUCACUUCAUGUUCAACUUUGGAGCAAACACGCUGACCUUCAUCAUCCCGGCCGAGAUCUUCCCAACUUGCUACCGAUGCACCUGCCACGGCAUCUCCGCUGCGGCCGGCAAGCUGGGGAGCAUUGUCGCCGUCAUCGUCGUCUAUGGCAUCAACUCCGCAUACAAGAGCCAGACACGCCAGGGCCUCAUCUUCCUUCUCUUUGGCUCUGUCGCCGCGUUCGGCGCCAUAUUCUCGUGGGCCUAUUUGCCAGAUGUGCAACGUCGUGUAGUAGAGGAGGACGGCCGAUCGUUUCUGGAGACCAAGGACCUUGAAGAGCUAGGCGAAGGACGCGAACGCGCCCGCCUCGGGGGGGAAGCAGUAACGUUUCGAGAGAAAUGGGACGGAUUAAGGAGAAGAAGGGAGUCGUCGCGGCGAACAACGCCUAGCCCUUCGCACGACGAGACGACGCCGUGA
This is a messenger RNA of Purpureocillium lilacinum, 1908 nucleotides long. Lineage: Eukaryota; Fungi; Ascomycota; Sordariomycetes; Hypocreales; Ophiocordycipitaceae. The record is from RefSeq and is a predicted model, not a curated record.